AUGGACACAGGCUGUGAUUAUUUGACGGCUGGCACGCUGGCAGAGACACUCCCUGACCUCACAGGACCCAUAAUGACAGCAGCAGACACUCAGAGACGGGUCAGAGCCGCAGCUCCUUGCCGAACUGAUCCAGAGAGCUGCAGAGGUGCUAAAAGUCCCAAACUGACCUCAGCCUGUGAGUCGGACAGCCCACUGCCACCACAACAGCAAGGAUCAUCGCGGCCCUCAGCCAUCAAAUGGCACAGAGCAGCACGGAGAGGCCAGGCGGACGUCCCUCAAGUGGCCUUCACUGAGUUAUGCAUAGGCUCUAAAAGUAUGGAUAUGCAAAAGUCAUUUCUGAGUCCUGCAAUGCUUGAUUUGGUCACUGAUGUGGACUUCAUGGAGAUGAUGCCCAACACACCCGUUCUGGCCCCAAAGGAGACACACAGCACCGACUGCAAUGGACUGUACCAGGACUUGACAUCCAUCCACGCGCUCGACAUCUCGACAGCUCGGUCGAAUGACUUUUACGCGCUGUCGUCGAGCACCGCGUCUCCCGUGAACUCCAGCAGCGGGAAACCCAAACGCAAACGGGUGAUCAGCAGCGUCCAGCGCCAGGCCGCGAACAUCCGCGAGCGCAAACGGAUGUUCAGCCUCAACGACGCGUUCGACCUGCUGCGCAGAAAGGUUCCCACGUUCGCCUACGAGAAGAGACUGUCACGGAUAGAGACUCUGCGCCUGGCCAUCAUCUACAUCGCCUUCAUGACGGAUAUUCUCGAGAACAACUGA
Molecule: messenger RNA, 768 nt
Organism: Sinocyclocheilus anshuiensis
Lineage: Eukaryota; Metazoa; Chordata; Actinopteri; Cypriniformes; Cyprinidae
Product: protein atonal homolog 8-like
Exons: 4
Coding region: 1-768 (255 amino acids)
Biological process (GO): developmental process; regulation of transcription by RNA polymerase II
Molecular function (GO): protein dimerization activity; RNA polymerase II transcription regulatory region sequence-specific DNA binding; DNA-binding transcription factor activity, RNA polymerase II-specific
Source: RefSeq, a predicted model, not a curated record